CUGGGAAAACGAGGAACUGGGAAGAGCGAGUACGAAAUUGUGGCAGAGGUAAACAGCAGAAGUUAUCGGAAGAUCUCAAAGCAAUACGAUGCUAGUACGAACAGGAAAGCCUCGCAGAGACAUGUAGACAUCAACUACGGUCGACACGAGGAGGCAAACAUCCAGAGAAAGCGCUGGGCGUGUUCAUGUUUUGAUGAAGCUCGAGUCACAGGUUUUGUUCAACAUUCCUCCUGGCCGACGCGACGCGGUGGGGGAACCGCACAACUGAGUAAUGCUUUCACUUUUCCAGCGAGAAGAUGGAUGAAAAAUCCUACUACAGCCGGCUUCUCAUCGCACUCCUGAUGGUCUUGUGUUUCGGCGUUAUUGUAUUACAGUACGUCUGCCCUACGUCCGACUGCCAGUUGCUCCACCUGGCAUCAUUGUCCUCCAGACUCGGAAGUCGAGCGCCCGGGGAUCGCAUGAACGGAGCCGGUGCGGGAGAUCCGUACAGCUCAGAGGACGGUGCUUUGGUUCGUUUCGUGCCUCGUUUUAAUUUCACUACCAAAGACCUUAAUCGCGCUGUGGAUUUCAACAUCAAGGGGAACGAUGUGAUAGUGUUCCUCCACAUUCAGAAAACAGGGGGGACCACGUUCGGCCGUCACCUCGUCCGCAACAUCCAGCUGGAGAGGCCGUGCGAGUGCCAUGCGGGCCAGAAGAAGUGUACCUGCUACCGACCGGGCAAACGGGACACCUGGCUGUUCUCCCGCUUCUCCACCGGCUGGAGCUGCGGGCUGCACGCGGACUGGACGGAGCUCACCAACUGCGUGCCUUCCUUCAUGAGCAACCGAGAGUCUCAGGAAAGGCGCAGGACUCCCAGUAGGAACUACUACUACAUCACAAUCUUGAGGGAUCCGGUGUGGCGGUACCUGAGCGAAUGGAGACACGUUCAACGCGGUGCCACUUGGAAGGCCUCUAAACACAUGUGCGACGGCCGUUUACCCACCCUGACCGAGCUCCCCAGCUGUUACAAUGGUGACGACUGGUCGGGAUGUUCGUUGGAGGAAUUCAUGGCUUGUCCGUACAACCUGGCCAACAACAGACAAACCCGUAUGCUGGCCGACCUCAGCCUGGUAGGCUGCUAUAACCUCUCCAUCAUGAGUGAAAACCAACGCUGGGCUGUGCUGUUGGAAAGUGCCAAGCGCAACUUGCGAAACAUGGCCUUUUUUGGUCUAACCGAAUAUCAGCGUAAGACGCAGUACCUCUUCGAGCACACGUUCCGACUGUCCUUCAUCGCGCCAUUCACGCAGCUCAACGGUACGCGUGCUGCGAGCGUAGAGGUGGAACCGGAGACCCAGCGAAGGAUUCGAGAGCUUAACCAGUGGGAUGUGGAGCUGUACGAGUACGCGCGGGACCUUUUCCUCCAGCGCUUUCAAUACGCCAGGCAGCAGGAGCGCAGGGAGGCCCGGCAGCGACGGUUGCAGGAGAGACGCAAGUUACGUGCCAAGGUGAAGCCUUGGUGGGGGGUGACUGCUGUUUUUAAACCCACCAAGGAGCCACCAAUGACAGAACAAUCUCUUGUUUUUUCGGAGGAAAAACAAGCAGAUGUUAGACAAACGCUGGGGAGUGAGACAGACGGACAGAUAGAGGACAACUGGUUAGAGGAGGAUGAAAGUGAAACCAUAUUGGACUAUUUAGAAAACGUGGAGCAGUGGCGGUAGCCACCAGCUAUUUGGGAAGAGGGUUGAACUCAAAACUCUACUAGAAAAUGGUAAUUCCAUUUGAUUACUUUAGGGUACGUAUAAUCCUUUAAAGGAUUAGUUCUAUUGCAGAACAAAAAUGUACAGAUAAUGUAAUCACCCCCUUGUCAUCCAAGAUGUUUAUGUCUUUCUUUCUUCAGUCGUAAAGAAAUUGUUUUUGGAGGAAAACGUUUUAGGAUUUCUCUCCAUGUAAUGGACUUCUAUGGUGCCUCCAAAUUUGAACUUCCGAAAUGCAGUUUAAAUGCAGCUUCAAAAGGCUCUAAAUGAUCCCAGCCAAGGAAAAAGGGUCUUAUCUAGCAAAACAAUCGGUUAUUUAUAUAUAUAAAAAGGUUAUGUACUUUUUAACCUCAAAUGCUUGUCUCGUCUAACUCUGUGUGAACUGUUUAUUUCCGCUUAUGAGUUAGACUUAACGUACGUCUAAAAACUACCAUCUCAUAUUCCCCUCCAACUUCAAAAUCGUCCUACAUCGCUGCAGAAGUACUGUGAAUAUGCAAAGAUGAUCAAACACCCUUUACAAAAAAAAAAAAAGGUAAAAACAAUGUAGGACGAUUUUGAAGUUGGAGGAGAAAAUGAGAUGGGAGUUUUUAGACGUACCUUAACUGUCAUGACCGGAAAAAAACAGAGUUCACACAGAGCUAGAUGAGACAAGCGUUUGAGGUUAAAAAGUGUAUGUGACCCUGGACCACAAAACCAGUCUUAAAUCGCUGGGGUAUAUUUGUAGCAAUAGCCAAAAAUACAUUGUAUGGGUCAAAAUAUAAUAGAUUUUUCUUUUAUGCCAAAAAUCAUUAGGAUAUUAAGUAAAGAUCAUGUUCCGUGAAGAUAUUUUGUAAAAUGUUUACUGUAAAUAUAUCAAAACUUAAUUUCUGAUGAGUAAUAUGCAUUGUUAAGAGCAACUUUAAAGGUGAUUUUCUCAAUAUUUAUAUUUUUUUUUGUACCCUCAGAUUCCAGAUUUCCAAAUAAUUGUAUCUUGGCCAAAUAUUGUCCUAUCCUAACAAACCAUACAUCGAUGGAAAGUUUAUUUAUUCAGCUUUCAGAUGAUGUAUAAAUGUCAAUUUCAGAAAAUUGACCAUUAUGAUUAGUUUUGUGGUCCAUGGUCACAUAUAAAAAAAAAAAAUAACAUAAAUGUUUUC
Messenger RNA from Labeo rohita (rohu), 2866 nucleotides. It is a transcript of the gene hs6st2, whose product is annotated as heparan sulfate 6-O-sulfotransferase 2. Gene Ontology annotation, molecular function: heparan sulfate 6-sulfotransferase activity. Lineage: Eukaryota; Metazoa; Chordata; Actinopteri; Cypriniformes; Cyprinidae. Gene Ontology annotation, cellular component: membrane. The transcript is spliced from 2 exons. The coding region runs from base 297 to 1697 and encodes 466 amino acids. The record is from RefSeq and is a predicted model, not a curated record.